ACCGGAUAGCAGGGGCUGCCUCUCGAGCAGCGGCGGUGAACCAGCUAACGGGUUCAAGCCUGUGUCGAGUCAACACCGCUCCGCCGCUACCUCACACGGUGGACGAGCCUUCACGGACAGCACGCCACAAACAAGCCAUUUUUUUAUCUUACUUAGGGAAAAAAAAAAUACAUGUUUCGUUUACACUAGUCUCGUUUCGGGUGCUGUCGGUGCGCAUGGAGUCCGGUUGGAGGAGGUCGGCGAGGUUUCUGUCGGACAAGAGGCGCAGCUAAUGUUAGCUAGCCGCAGCCAGCGACGGUUUGAACGGUGUGGACCGGAGAGGCUCGGUGCUGCUGCUGCUGCUGCUAGCCAGUUAACGGCGGCUAGCUAACGUUACACAGCUGUAAGGACAUUGCCAUCGUCUUCAACAAUGGGCCUCAUAUUCGCCAAGCUGUGGAGUUUCUUCUGCAAUCAAGAGCACAAGGUUAUAAUUGUCGGACUAGACAAUGCAGGAAAAACCACAAUACUCUACCAAUUUCUGAUGAAUGAGGUGGUCCAUACGUCACCCACUAUUGGCAGCAACGUGGAAGAAAUAGUGGUGAAGAACACUCACUUUCUGAUGUGGGAUAUUGGAGGCCAGGAGUCUCUCAGGUCCUCGUGGAACACCUACUACUCCAAUACAGAGUUCAUCAUUCUGGUGGUGGACAGCACAGACAGAGAAAGGCUGGCCAUUUCUAAAGAGGAGCUCUACAGGAUGCUGGCUCAUGAGGACCUGCGGAAAGCAGCUGUGUUGAUAUUUGCCAAUAAGCAGGAUAUGAAGGACUGUAUGUCUGCAGCGGAGAUCUCCAAAUACCUCACCCUGAGCUCCAUCAAAGACCACCCCUGGCACAUCCAGUCCUGCUGCGCUCUCACAGGAGAGGGGUUAUGCCAAGGCCUUGAGUGGAUGACCUCAAGGGCUGGACUCAGAUAGCCCCUCCCUCAGCCUUUGACUUUCUGACUACAUGCACCACUAUCAAGGUGGCGCACCAGCUUUUCCCAACUGGCUGUUUUUUCGGUUUUUAUGUUUUGUUUUUUGUUAGCAACAGAAGUUCAACUCUGACCUAUCAAGACUGCAUGGAAGCAAAGUGUUGCCACUUAGCUCCACCAAGACUGUACUUGUUGCAAUGGAGCUGCUACUCCUCACAAAUACUUGUCAAAGGAAACUUGACCAGAACUCUGUACCGAUCAUGUAACUAGCAAUCAAUUUUAUUUUUUAUUGUUUUCAUUAUUAUUAUUAUUAUUUUAGACGAGGAAAAAUUGUCUGAGUGGAGACUAUCCCGUGCAAAGCAGGACAGCAGGGGAUGCUGAUCAUCAACACUACAUACAUAUCAUGUUACAUCAUACCAUAUCAUAUCAGAAUAUGCUAUGAACAUUGCAAGGAUGGUCAACUUUUGUGGAUCAUAUGGUGCAGCUUUGUAUUGAUUUUUUUUUUUCUUUUUUUCUUUCCAUUGCCUCCACAGAAGUUUGUUCAUGUUCAGGUCAUAUUUGAUAAGACAAACAAAGGGAUAAUGACUCGCACACUGUAGUAUUGUAAAAACAAUUUGGAUGGGUAAGGUGGCAUUAAGUUCUCAGUUACAUUGCACAGACCUGAUUGGGGUUUUAAACAAUAGCAUUAUGGUAUCAUUUUUCUAUGUUCUCAUCAUUAAUACAGAUAUUGAUGUCUGUUACACAAGAUCUCAGUUUCAUAAGCUACAUUGAUGGUGGUUAUUCUUACAUUUGAACCUAUUGGUGCAGUACUUAAAUGUGGUAAACAAAGUGUCAAGAGGUAUGAAUCUCCCUCCCUGUUAACUGUGAACCUCCAGGCUUCAUGUACGUUUUUCAGCCAAAUGGUCCAGGUUCAUUUUCUUUGUGCAAUCUUUGACCUAAAAACCUGGAACAAACUCGAGUUACAUCAGCCAUACACUGAGUUUUGCAAAACAUGAAAAAUUGGCCAAUACCUUUCAACCCCGUUUCAUAUGCAACAACAUAUUAAAUACCAGUGUAAAACUCAGUUUUUUAACAGUAUUUUAAUGUACACAGUAUGUUUUGUCAGUACUGCAUUAUGAUUUUUUUUAUUUAAUUUUUAUUUUAUUGAGCAUUGUUCUUGCAUUUAUAGACUGUCAGUGUCAGGCAGGGCAGAUUGGUAAUCACAGCAGAAGUUAACAUGUAGACCUAUGUUGUAUUAAAGAGACAGUCACGGGUGCUCUACAAGUGUUUGUGGCUAAUAUUGUGCGUUUUAAUGAGCUUUGCAUUUACCAUGUUCUAUAGCCAUUGUUGCUCAUAUUUCUCUUAAAGUACUUGGUACUUUCUGAGUUAAGGGAUCAGAAUAAGCUACAUUCAAACAGGUGCAUACUCUUGAAAAAGCACCAUAGCCCUUGUUGACCUUGAAGGCUCAGGGUUAGACUCCCUUGCAUGAGAUGUGCCACAACACCUCAAAGCUUGGCAUGUAUGCAAUGGUUUUCUAUUUACCCAUCUUGACUGAGGUUUCCAAUGGCGUAGCAUUAUGAUGAUCCUAACUCAGUGUGUAGGCCUUCAAAUAGGUUGUAUUGUUACUACAGUACUUGUCGAAGCCUCGGCCUUAACCGUGCUGGUCUGAGUAUCUGGAGAACGCGAGUUUGCAUUUCCUAGGAUAGCGAAAGCAUUUUUAAUUGAGUUACAUUCAUUCCCUGCAACCUUUUCCUAAUGUUAGCCAUACCAACGUAUUCCCAAUCCCAAUCUUAACCUUAACCAAUAGGCCCAAACAACCACCCAAAAUGUAAAAAAAAAAAAAAAAUCCAUAGGAAAUGCAAACUCAUCUGGAGGACUGUGUGUGAGCCUGUGCAAGUCAGUCUUACAGUUUUUCCAUGGUUUUUUACCCUUGUUUCCCUCUUUUACGAUCAGGGUUUGUUACUCCAUUGACCUGAUGUGAGAAUUCCCUUAACUCGCUAACAGAUCUAUGCACGUGUCACUUUGAAACCUUGUAUACCUUCUCUUAGUUCCACAAUGGCCAAAAUGGGUACAAGAAGGAGCAGGUGCAUGAGUUUCAUUGUUAAAUGGAUUCUGAAUCAGAGUGCUGAGAAUGAUGGUGAAUAUGAUGAUGAGAAAGUGGUGUCCAUCUUGGUCUUGGAGUGCCUCUGGGUCUCUAGAAUAUAUUGCUCAAUAUUGUGUAAUAAGGUAUUUUUAAACUAACAGGCAACAGAGGGACUGCCCAGACCCAGUCUCUCUGCAGGUGUAAGUAUGUGGUUUUUACCUUGAUCUCACAAAGCAAGAGAACUGAUCAUAUACUUUCAAUCAGUGUGCUGACGGGUGUAAUCUGGGUCACGCAUUUCUGUUUUGUUUUUAAUAAAAUUUUGUUUUGAA
This is a messenger RNA of Myripristis murdjan (pinecone soldierfish), 3336 nucleotides long. It is a transcript of the gene arl8, whose product is annotated as ADP-ribosylation factor-like 8. Bases 410 to 949 code for a protein of 179 amino acids. The record is from RefSeq and is a predicted model, not a curated record. The transcript has 6 exons. Lineage: Eukaryota; Metazoa; Chordata; Actinopteri; Holocentriformes; Holocentridae. Gene Ontology annotation, molecular function: GTPase activity; GTP binding.